Messenger RNA from Colletotrichum abscissum, 660 nucleotides. RefSeq lists its product as uncharacterized. The record is from RefSeq and is a predicted model, not a curated record. The coding region runs from base 1 to 660 and encodes 219 amino acids. The transcript has 3 exons. NCBI's taxonomy places the organism in Eukaryota, Fungi, Ascomycota, Sordariomycetes, Glomerellales, Glomerellaceae.
AUGCUCGGGCCAGACUGGAAGGAAGGCCACGAUAUGCACGACCAUGGUAAACCUUCCGAGUUACUCCUACCUGAAGACAACGCUGCUGCAUUGCAGAUCAUAUGUUCUGUCAUUCACCAUAAGAACAGUGAAGUACCUCGAAACCUCGCUGUUGACGAUGUCCUCGCAGUCGCUGUAGCCACGGACAAGUAUGACUGUGGCAAUGCUCUCAGAUUUGCGAGCGAAAGCUGGCUUCGAACCUCUGGAAAAUCAGCUGGUAACCUCAUGCUUCUCACUGCCGCAGCAUACCUUUUCCAGAACGCACAAGCUUUCAAGGAGAUUACAAGAGCAUUGAUACUUGACUAUGAUGGUCCUUAUCUUGCUCUUUGCUGGGAAGAAGCUGAAUCUCUGAUGGCGUGGAGGGUGUUCUGUCUGCUGGAACAGCAGAGAGGAUUCGCAAGACUCGAACUAGCAGAUAUUCUUAUGGCAGGGGUGAACGAUAGGACUGGGGCGUGCGUUCACAAGUGCGGAUGGACGAGCAAAUAUGCGAAUCAAGCACUUCGUGUAUUCACGAGCGCAAGCACGCUGCUCCAGCCUACAGGAGAGACCGCAGAGGGAGAGUUGACACACUCCUCGACAGUAUCGGACUUUGUCUACGCUGCGUUCGGUCAGGCAGCAUGA